Aedes aegypti (yellow fever mosquito) is the source of this 1989-nucleotide messenger RNA. Its product is annotated as protein anachronism. Bases 338 to 1759 code for a protein of 473 amino acids. NCBI's taxonomy places the organism in Eukaryota, Metazoa, Arthropoda, Insecta, Diptera, Culicidae. The record is from RefSeq and is a predicted model, not a curated record. The transcript has 6 exons.
GUGUUAGUGGGCCCACUCGGGGUCCCGUAUAAAUAUAAUACCUCCUUGGGCAGAAAUCACUUCGUACCUAGCUCUUGACAACGCAAGUGUCCAGUAGUCAGCAGCAAGAACUCUCUUUUUCCUAAAGUGGACAAUCUUUAGUUCACAGCGAAGAAUUUAAAAAGGUGUUUCAGGAGAUUCCUGAAGAAGGUCUGAACGACUGAAGAUUGAUAUUUUUGCAGAGUGAUUUUUGUCGUGAAUCCGGAUGUUUCCGGAAGAGAUUAGUUAGUGGUGACAAGUGCAACAACUGAAAACUGAACAAGUGCAAUAAAGUAAUAAUCGAACAAAAAACGAGAAAAUGAAGCUUCUACUUCUGUUUGUGAUAUCGUGUUCUUGGAACUAUGGCGCUGUGCGGGGUGCCCCGUACGCCUCAGAUGUGGCCAUGGAAGAGAUGGUGGUUCCCGAGUCCAAGGUGCUCGAUUUCGAUAAUUUGACCGAAAGUGAGCGGGUCGACCUGCUCCGCAAUCAGAUCAAUAUAACGGCGGUCAAGUUGCAGCAGCAGUUGCUACGGGCAGCGGCCGCCCAGAAGAACAUGCAACGCGCCGGGGCUCCGAUGGCCAUCAAGCAAAGUGCCAGCGAGCCGAACAUCUCCAGCCACGUGCAGAACCGGAAAAACAUCGAGAAGCACAUCAUCGGCAACAUCAGGCACAACAUCGAGUCGAAUCUGAUGCGUAACGAUAGCUUCGGUCACGUCGGAGCCACCCACGAGAUGGCAUUUUCCGCGGUUUGCGACCUGCCCAAGCAUACCAACCAGAGCUUCUGGGACGACGACUACACCUGGAAUCUUUACUUUCGUCUUCCCCAUAGCAAGCCUUACACUUCGGUUAAUUCGGCAAUGUUGAGGUUGUACAUGAUCGGCGGCGACAAUUCGACCGAUUCGUGGAACCGUCGCGACUCCGACAACUGCAAGAACCCCGCCGAGCAGAUGAUUCGUGUUACCGUUUCCGUGUACUGGCGCAAGAAGAGCAAGGACAACCUUUCGACCGAGCGUAAGAAGCGUAUCUGCAGCAGCAUCACGAUCACCCGCAACUUCCGAGGCUGGAUCGCACUUGAUACGCUGCUGGCCGUCAAGCUGUGGGACAAACCGAACCGCAACUUCGGUAUUGCCAUCGACGUUCAGGAUCAGGAUGACAACCCAUUGCCGGCGGCUCGGUACUUCCAAGCGACCGAUUGCUCCGAGGCAAGUAAAGCAAACGCAACAGCAGCCGUACUUCCAUGGAACUUUUUCCGAAACUCACUCUCAUGGACCUCUGAUGAAAUGGACGAUGUGCCACACGUCCCACGCAUAGACGUCAUGAUGCACAAGACGAUCCCGCAGCAUCCGCACUACUUCAGCGCGCACCACCACAACCCGCACCAUCGCAUGUUCCGUCCGCAUCCCCAGCACCAGCAGCAGCAGAAGUUCCACUACGGAGGCAGCGUCCGCUACCGGCUGGAGAACGGCUCCGGAGCGCCCACCUCCGCGUCAUCGUCCACGUUCGGCAACUCGUACGAAAUGGACGAAACGGUCGAGAUCAAGCAGCACCAGCCGUCGGUUCACGCACACCACUCGCUGACCAAGCCGCACAAGAAGCGACACCUGAAUCAGCAGCAACAGCAGCAGCAUUCGCACCAGCAUCAUCAAGCAGUGAAGACAAUGGUGGACGUCGAAGACUCGGCGGAAAGCGAUGAACACUAUCUGACAUCGGCCUCGCUCGAGGCGCUCGAGAGGAAGCUCUGAUUCACGUUGGAGGUGAAGGCGAACGCGCAGUAAGGGAACGUGAGUUGUGAGUGAGUGUGAGUGUGUGUAGAAAUGCCAUGACACGCCGUGUGGGUUUGGUGGCGCGGUUCUCCAAGUAGUAUUAGGUGUUAGACAUAGGGAGUUAGCUAUCAAACGUUAUUCUCUUUUGUUGAAGUUUCAGUUUUUCUUAUGUUUUCUAUUGUGACUGAGUUGAAUCAGGUGCGGCAAGA